Messenger RNA from Cephus cinctus (wheat stem sawfly), 2457 nucleotides. RefSeq lists its product as uncharacterized. Lineage: Eukaryota; Metazoa; Arthropoda; Insecta; Hymenoptera; Cephidae. Bases 1 to 1860 code for a protein of 619 amino acids. The record is from RefSeq and is a predicted model, not a curated record. The transcript has 3 exons.
AUGAUCUGGCUUCGAUAUUUUAUUUGUAUCCUUUUAUUUUCAUACUCUUAUACGGUGUUGAUACGAAAUCCUGAGGUACUCAGUCGGGAUCUGGAACGGAAUGAGAAGGAACGACUCUUGGAGAAGUUCUUAAUGGACGCUAAUAGUCAUUUGAUGCAGAACUGCCCUAGCCGACAAACAAGCAUCAUCGCUCCAAAGGAUCAGCUUCUAAGGGAUGCGACCCAGAUUUUCAAGAGCAGACCCUUCUUUGUCGGCACCAAUUCUGAGGUUAUCGUUCAAUCGCUUGAAUAUGCAGAGGAGAACUGCGUCUUCGUCUUUGUCGAUACAAUCGAUUACGAUUACUUGUCAACAACAUUUAGCCACCUACCGAGCAAUUACGACACCAAAGUACACAUCACAUCGACAACCCAUGUACCAGUCGAUGAAGUAAAUAAUAUCUUCAAUUUGAUGUAUGAGAAAUCAUUUGAAAACGUCAUAUUUACUUUUCUGGAUCACAACGUAUUCAAAGCGUUCCAAGCGUUUUAUUACACGACGCAUUGCAGAAGAGAAAUAAGAAUAUCAUAUGUUUGGCGUCACAACAGUGGACUUGAAAAGUACUAUUACCAUGACCAUUAUCCGCGAAAUUUAAACAAGUGUUCAGUUCCUAUUUCGACGCUGCCCACAAGGGACAGUAUCACUAUUCGUGAAUAUUCAAACGGCACUCUACGUAUUUUAGGUGGUCUUGAAGGAAAUUUAAUAUUAAUGUUUGCCGAGAAACUCAAUUUCACUGCUGCUGUUAAGUAUCCUGAGAUACGAGUGCGCUAUGGUACAAUGAAUGAUAAUACUACCUUCGGGUUGGUGGGUGAUAUUGCAAAUAUAAAAUCAAAGAUAGCAAUCGGAAAAUUGAUGUGGAGUGUGAAAAGACGUGCACUUAGCGACGCCACGGCAAGUUAUAAUCACGAGUGUGUAGUGUGGACGAUUCCGAUUAUAACUGCUGCUUCCACGGGAGGUGUCCUUUAUUCGGAAUUCCACGAGUAUCCGUGGGCCGCCAUUCUGAUGUCUAUUAUAUUCAGCUGCUUCUUUAUCCAUAGUAUAUCUAGAAUUACAUCAGGUGACCGCGAAAAAAAAACCUUUAUCGAAGUCACAUUAGACGUAAUAUGCUCCACCCUUGGAAUUCCACUUCACCGUGUACCGGGUAUUCAACCAGCAAAAAUCUAUUACUUUUUAUAUAUCUUUUACGCAAUGGUAGUGACAGUCGCGUACAGGACGUCUUUGGCCUCCAUAUUGGUCGUGAGGAAUAACGUGCAGCUUAUAAAGAGCGUCGAAGAUAUUAUUAGAUUGGGGUUAAUUCCAGGAGGAAACAACAAUACGCUGUUCUUGUUAAAGGAUCAACAAAAAGAAAAUUCUUACAUGUCUUAUGUGAUAAAGCAUUAUGAAGUUAUUCCGGACCUUGCAGAUGCACUGGAUAGGAUUAAGCAAAAAAAAGAUUUGGCAUAUAUCAAACACCUUUCGACACUCCAAUAUUACAAGCGAAAUUUAACCUUAUCCGGAGAAGAAAUACAUUUCGACUGGCUGGAUUACUGCAUUUUAUCGUACCAUUCUGUAGUUCUGGUUGUAAAGGGUUCAGCAUUGACUAAAGAAUUAAGUCGUAUUAUCAUAAGAUUGAAGGAGUCUGGAUUUAUCCAGUUAUGGAAUAGUGCAAAUGGAAAGGUCGAUACUCGAAAUACGUAUGUGAUUAAUACGAAAACAGAAAAGCUCACAUUGCCACAACUGCAGUCAAUAUUUCUAUUUUACAUAUCGGGCAUAGUAUUGUCCGUGGUGACUGUAAUUUUGGAGAUAAUAUUUCAUACAUUUUUCAGACAACGUCAAAUGACACACUAAUUGAAUAUUUAAAUUACACUUUAAAGUUUAUGUCAUAACCACGCAGUACCUGCUGCUUGGAACGUACCUAAUCAUUUACAAUAUUUCGAUAGAUUUUUCUGUUGUACUAAAAUUAAGCUUUCUGAUUAUGUAAGGAUGGAUGUUUAUGUUUCUUAAUCAUUUAAAAGAGAUAUAUCCAGUUAAAAUCGUCAUUUUGAAUUAACAAUUCGGCUAUCAAUUACAAGUGGUCAACCAAUUAUUGAACUAGAUGAAUUCUUCCUUAACAACAAAUACAUGUCUGUCAUAUAAGUAAUGCUUGACUUUUUGCGUAAUAACCACCAGUCGGUUACAAAAGAGACUGAUUGUGAGACAAAAAACAGUUCCCGAUUAGAGAUUUUUUAGAGAGUAACUACAGACUCUGGAUCCCAUGAUGUCCUGGUGACGCCGAUCACAAUCAAAAUGCUGGAGUCUGACUCUCCCUGGAAAUUUCUACAGACAUUCGAUAUCGUAUACUUACGGCGAACUGUGACUGAUUACAUAAGGUGUUCCGCCAUGAAAAAAGUAACCAUUGUCAGUAAUUGAGUCUGUAUCGUAAGAUUGGAAAGUAAUAACAAAAAG